CGAAUACUAAGGAUAAUAACUGGGAAUGCAAAUAUACAUAUGAAAUCGACAAUAUGAAUGCAAUAGAAAUUAGUUGUGGUGGAAUAACCAAUGACAGGUUAUGGACGUUAUCAUUAUUAAAAAAUACCAUAUUUGAUUUAUUAACAUUUCCAAUAUCGGAAGUUAGUGAUAAAAGAAAAAAUAGAAAAAGAAAUAAAUACUAAAAUGGUAGAAUUAAAAUUUCUUAAAUCGGUAAUGGUUAUAAGUAUUGAAGACAUACAUUAUAUUUAUUCAAAUAGAAUGGAUUUUCCAAUUAAAAUUAUUGAGGGAUCAAAUUCAAUCAAUAACUUGAUAAAAUCUUGUCUUGAAAUUAAUAAUAACCUCAAUUACUUUAAUAAUAUUCUAUUUAGACUUAAUGACCAAAAAGCUUUCGGAAUAUUUCACGAAAAACCAUGGGUGAUUAAUAUGAAAAAGUGUGACUUGGAAACUUAUAUAAUUAAUGACAAAUAUAUUGAUUCGGAAGAAAUUAGUGAUAUUAAAGAUUCAAACAAUGAAAACAUCUUAUACAAAAUAGGAAACCAAUAUACUACAACACCAGAUGAAAAUGAGCUUAUAAAAAAGUACAUUAUACCAAAUUUAGUAAACUCAAAUGAAAAUCAAAAUGAAUAUUAUAUGAGAUUAACAUUCAAAAAUGGUGAAUUCAUUUUAGAAGCUUUUAUUAAUAAUUCAUUUCAAAAUAGACCUUCAUAUAAGAUUAGGUACUCUAAUUGGAAAUAUAUAAUAGAUAAUAAUACUCAUAUUUUAUAUGAUGAUACAGAGUUACAUAUAUACACUUUCAACAUAGAAUCUAAAAAGAUCGAGUUGCAACUUUGUUAUAAUAUUAAAUUCCUUAAAUAUGCAAUUAAGCUUUAUAAUAAUAACAAUGAACCAGAUGCUUUAGAAAUUGAUGAAAUUAAGGAAAUAGCUCAACCCACAAAUAAUGAAUUAAAAAAGCAAUGGAUUCUUUAUGCAACAAAUCAAAAAUACUUUCUAGUGUAUUAUGGGGAGAAACUCUUAAAAUCGGCGAUAAAACAACAUAAUAUAGAGUUAAUAAAAUUGAUCUAUACCAAAACUCUUAAAUAUUUCAAAGAAAAUCCGAAUAAUAAUAUUCAAUUCCUAGCAUAUUAUGAAGAGAAACUCUUAAAAUCAGAAAAUAAAGAGUUAAUAGAAUUGAUCUAUACCGAAACUCUUAAAUAUUUCAAAGAAAAUCCGAAUAAUAAUAUUCAAUUCCUAGUAUAUUAUGAGAAAUUCUUAAAACAACAAAAUAAAGAGUUAAUGGAAUUGAUCUAUACCGAAACUCUUAAAUGUUUCAAAGAAAAUAAAGAAAAUCCGAAUAUUAAUAUUCAAUUCCUAGCAUAUUAUGGAGAGAAACUCUUAAAAUCAGAAAAUAAGGAGUUAAUAGAAUUGAUCUAUACCGAAACUCUUAAAUAUUUCAAAGAAAAUUCGAAAAAUAAUAUUCAAUUCCUAGUAUAUUAUGAGAAAUUUUUAAAAUCAGCAAUAAAACAACAAAAUAAAAAAUUAAUAAAAUUUAUCUAUACCAAAACUCUUGAAUAUUUCAAAAAAAAUCCGAAUAAUAAUAAUAUUCAAUUCUUAGUAUAUUGUGUGUAUUGUGUAUAUUAUGGAGAGAAACUCUUAAAAUCAGCAAUAAAACGACAUAAUAGAGAGUUAAUAAAAUCGAUCUAUAACAAAACUCUUGAAUAUUUCAAAGAAAAUCCGAAUAAUAAUAUUCAUAUAUUAUCACUGAUAUGUAAGAAUAUGCCAUAUUUAAAUCAAAAUUAUUCUGAAUUUUUAUCAGAAUAUUAUAAUGUAAUGAAAGAAAUGAAUAAAAUGAAUUUAUUUUCAGAGAAUUCAUUAAAGAUCUAUAAUAAUCUUCAACAUCUAUAUUCUUAUAAUAAUGAAUUAAAAAUAUCUAAAAAUAAAUUCAUUCUUCAUAAAUUAAAAUCAUAUUCAAGACCGUUAAAAUUUUUGAAAUCACGAAUAUAUCUACUAGUAUUAUUUUCUUGUGUUAUAAGGUUUUACUCAUGAUACUGAUAUUAUACUAUACUGCACACUAGACGCUAUCACUAUUUUUAUUCUAUCCUUCUGGAAAUAUUGGAAAUCAGCACAUCUACUAUUAGUACUUCUGUUAUAUACUAUCAUUAUAGCACUUUCUUUUCGUAAUCAUGGAAUUAUUAUAAUUUUAUUCUUCAGAAAAUAUUGGAAAUCACAGACACAAUUAAUUUUCAUGAUAUGUAUUGCUUUCAUUGUCAAUCCCAAAUUAGCAAAUAUUAUGAUUGUAAUGAAUAUAUUCGCAUAAAGCACAUCUAACUCCAGUAAUAUCUUUUACACCUUUUAUAUAUAUUGUCGGCAUUCUUGGCUUUAUUAUAUAUGUUGCCAUUCAUGGUUAUGAUGAAAUUCUUACGAUUAUUUUAGUUUUUAUAUUUG
Messenger RNA from Rhizophagus irregularis DAOM 181602=DAOM 197198, 2442 nucleotides. NCBI's taxonomy places the organism in Eukaryota, Fungi, Glomeromycota, Glomeromycetes, Glomerales, Glomeraceae. The record is from RefSeq and is a predicted model, not a curated record.